This is a messenger RNA of Patiria miniata (bat star), 2129 nucleotides long. RefSeq names its product myotubularin-related protein 9-like. The record is from RefSeq and is a predicted model, not a curated record. The transcript has 14 exons. NCBI's taxonomy places the organism in Eukaryota, Metazoa, Echinodermata, Asteroidea, Valvatida, Asterinidae. Bases 189 to 1907 code for a protein of 572 amino acids. Gene Ontology annotation, biological process: negative regulation of autophagy.
GUCAUUAGUGGUCUGGGCAGCAGCUGGCUCGCUCCAUACAAAAUACUUGUAAUUUAGGAUGUGGCACAAUUAGUUGUAAAUUGUCCGUACUGAACGUGAAGACAAUACUGUAUCAGCUUGCUAUAUGAUUAUAAUAGGCAGAGCAUAACAUUCCUGAGACCUGACAUUUCAUAUUGUAGGGAAAAAACAUGGACAGUCAAGUUGUAAGAAGACCGGUUGAGUUUCAUGCCAUGGAGUUUGUUGAGUAUAUCAAGACUCCCAAGGUGGAUAGCGUUACCCUGCAUCGGCCCUUCUACGCCCGCGUCGAAGGCACGCUGUGCCUGACUGGACACCACUUGAUCCUGUCGUCAAGGAAGACUAACACAGAGGAAUUAUGGCUUCUCCACAGCAACAUUGAUGCCAUUGAGAAGAAGUUUGUAGGCUCCGUGGGCCAUCUGACUAUCAAAUGCAAGAACUUCAUGAUCAUCCAGCUGGAUAUACACGGCAUGGAGGAAUGCCUCAACAUUGCCAGCUCCAUAGAGAUGCUGUCCAACUUAUCGAAGGUGACUCUGACCUACCCGUUUUUCUACCGUCCCAUGUCUGAUGCCCUGGAGGAUGGCUGGCAGGCAUUCCUACCAGAGAGUGAGUUUGCAAGAGUGACCGGCGACGAAUGGCGCUUGUCUCAUGUCAACAAAAACUUCCAGGUGUGCCCAACCUACCCACAAACAGUGGUUGUACCCAAAGCUGUGGAUGAUGACUGCAUCAUGCAGGCUGCUGCAUUCAGGCAAGGAGGGAGGUUCCCAGUUCUAAGCUACCUUCACUCUCCAAAUGGGACGGUAAUCCUAAGGAGUGGUCAGCCCCUCCCAGGCCCCAACGGCAAGCGGUGUAAAGAAGAUGAGAAGCUGGUCAACUCAGCGCUAGGUGUCGGCAAAAGAGGGUACAUCAUUGACACCAGGUCCUACAACUCAGCCGUCAACUCGCGAUCCAAAGAUUUUUAUUUGAUUCUUUUCCCUCCAGGCGGGGGCUUUGAGACUGAGGCUCACUACCCUCAGUGGAGGCGGGUUCACAAACCGCUGGAUCGGUUCAGCAACCUCCAAGAAAGCCUGACUAAAUUGAUGGAGGCAUGUAACAAGAACACCAACUCCAUGGACAAGUGGCUAGGUCAUCUAGGUGCUUCCAGUUGGUUGAGUAAUGUCAAAGAAGUCUUGACUACUGCGUGCCUGGUGGCACAGUGCGUGGAUAGAGAAAGUUCAUCUGUUCUGGUGCAUGGAUCGGAGGGUCUAGACGCCACACUACAGAUUACAUCCCUAGCUCAGAUCAUACUCAAUCCAGACUGUAGAACACUCAGAGGGUUUGAAGCUCUGAUAGAGCGUGAGUGGGUUCAAUCAGGUCACCCUUUUGCCAGUCGAUGUGCCAAGUCAUGCUACGCCGGUAGCAAACUCAAAUGCACCGGUCCGGUCUUCCUACUGUUCCUGGACUGCGUGUGGCAGGUCAUUCAGCAGUUCCAAUGUUCCUUUGAGUUCAAUGAGCAGUUUCUUAUCCUCCUGUUUGAGAACGCCUACGCCUCACAGUUUGGCACCUUCCUGUGCAAUAAUGAGCACGAGAGACAGAUGCUGAAACUGUCUGAAAAGACACAAUCACUAUGGACAUACGUUAACAGGCCUCAGAUACUAGAGGUAUACAUCAACCCACUGUAUCAACCCAACUCCUCUGUCAUAUGGCCUUCGGUAGCACCACAGAGCUUGAUGUUAUGGUCAACCUUGUUCUUACGCUGGGACAUGGACAACACUAGCAAUGACUCAACCGACAAAGAAAUCCGCAAAAUCCAACAGAACGACAAGCAGCUCAAGAUAAGGGCCAUUCAGCUCAGAAAACAACUUUCCGAGUUGCAGAGAGAAGCCCUGGAAAAAGGACUGAUCAGCGAAUAGCAGCAGGGCUGCAUCUUAACAAGACGCUCAACCUGAUCAGGAAACAGCAGUAGGUUAACUUCUAUCUGCCAGGUCCUGUGCAUUGUUCAGCUUCAGCACCAAAUUUACAGAAUCAAUGACUGGCGAAAAAAAAGCUGGAUCGCAUAAACAUUGAUCAGGAAACAGCCACCUGAUACCUAUUGGAAUCCAGCUUGAGCAGCAAACGGCAGUUGGGAAACAUUU